UGUGUGAUGAGUCGCGCGAUUUAAUGUUUAAAUUCCAAAAGUUUAGGAAUGAAAUGUGUUUUUAUAUGCCACAUAGUUCCUGAUAUUUUUGUUAAAUAUAUAAAAUGUGGUGUCGCUACCGGAAAAAUGAAACAAUUGAUGUUUACAUUCCAAUGAAGAGCUAGCAGCAUUUUAAAUUUUGUUAGCUAUGUCUGCUAUAAUAAAAUGCAAGUUUUGUGAACCAAAUAUUGAAAACUUUAAUGUUUUGAGGUCAUAUUUGCCUGGUGAUUAUGAAUAUAUGGUAUGCAGUUUCAACUCGGAGAACACAAAUUUUAAGACCAGACUUAGAACAAAUGGGAAAAAUCAGGAUUAUGCUCAUAAAUGGCUUGAAAAUUUCCAAAUGCAUUCUAAAUGUACUAUGCGAGUGGAAAGAACAUAUCCCCACAGUGGAACUAAAAAUGUUUUUAAGGUUGAUUUACGUUGUCAACACAACACAAGACCAAGAAGUGAAAAAGUGAGAGAAAAAGAAUCUUGUAAAAAUACAGAUUGUCCAGCUAAGAUGGGAAUCACAAUAAAACGUGUAGUCACUGAAAGGAAAAGCAGGUCAAAAGAUCCUCAUUUACCUGAUUAUCCCACUGUGAUUCAAAUGGAUUUCUGUCACAAUCAUGACAUCUUAACACCAGAAAUACUGAAACAUCGAAGUGUGCUUCCUGAAGUGAAAGAAAAAAUAUUAGCUUUAUUUCAGUUAGGCCAUAAUCCUGCUACUGCACUUGAUAUGCAUAAAUAUGACUUGCUCUUGGAACAUGGUGAGAAUUUCAAAUUAAUUUGUCACGACAGAGCCCUUGUGCCAGAUCCUCAAUUUUGUUACAGGUUAUACUAUAAAAUUGUAAGGAAGCAGACAUAUCCAAUGAUCUGUGCAAAUCCAGAAGCAGAGAACGGACCAACAGUUAUAUCCAAUUCAGAUAAAAAGUCGUUAAUUCCUCUGUCUAGCUGUGAAAAUUCUACUACUCUUAAUUCUUCACAGAUUGAUUCAUUCCAGGAACAGGUUUUGUCUAAUGAUAUAGCUACUUUAAAUGCAGACAAGAAAGGAAAGAAGAAACGAAAACUAGAAAGUACUGUUGUUGAUAAAAAUGAGAUGGCAAAUCAACUGGAAGAUGUUCUUUGUAAAUUUUGUGAGAAUGGUGGAUUUGCUGGUAUGCAGUUAAUAGACAGUAAUACUGUGAUGGCUCUGUGUACACCACUUAUGCAUCGUGUCCAUACACUUGUUAAACAGAGUGGUGAACUUGUCUUUGUUGAUGCAUAUGGAGAACUGGAUGAGCCAAAUAGCUGUCGUGUUCUCAUGUUUGUUACAUACAGCUGCAUAGGAGCUGUGCCACUUGGUUGUUUAGUUACAACUUCUGCAACAAUGACAUGCAUUAAAGCUGCCUUGGAUCUGUGGAAACAAAUCCUUCCUGAGGGCUGUUUUUAUGAUAAAAAUGAAGGCCCUGAUAUAUUUUUUACUAAUGAUAAUGAAGCUGAACGCCAGAGUUUAAAGUCAUCAUUUCCAAAAUCACAUCUCCUCAUUUGCCUAUCGCACAUCUUACAAGCAUCCUGGACAUUUUUAUGGGACAGAAAAAAUGCUAUUAAGAAAGAGCAUAGAUCUUUGCUAUUUUCAAAAAUUAAAAUCCUUUUAUUUUCUCAAACAGUUGAAGAUUUAGAAAUGAACUAUGCAUGUGCACUUGGAGAUAGCUUAGUAAAAACAUAUGCUGUUUUUGUUGAUUAUCUCAAACACAUCUAUACUCACAGGCAUGAUUGGUCACUAGUGUUCAGACGGCAUUUACUUUCACGAGCUAAUGAUGUGUCCUUUUUCUGGGAAUCAGCAAUGAUUGUUUUGAAAGAUCCUAUUUUAAGCCGGACACGUACUUACAAUCAACUUCAGAUAAUUGAUUUUUUAUCAAGGCUAGAUACUUACUAUGAAAAAAAAUUGCUAGAUUUAGCUAACAGUCGUUUUGAUUGUGUCAGACUUUCCCGAUUUCUUUUUAUUGAGUUACCCCGAGAAGCUUACACAAUCACUCAAAAUUCUGAAAGUGAAUAUGAAGUUCAUAAUGACACCAAGGAUACAGUUUAUCAAGUAGAUAUUACUCUAGGAAUGUGUGAAUGCAGAAUAGGAAAAUCUGGAGCACCAUGUAAACACCAGUUGCUUGUUUUUCGUAAUUUUCCUGUUCCCGUUUAUGAUUGUAUUUUGCCCAGCACUCAGGCAGAAAGAAAUCUGCUGUUUCAUUUGGCUACUGGUCAAGAAGUUGAACAUGAAGCACCAACAGAUACCAUUACUAAAACUGUUCAGUCGGCUAUGCAGGAUACAUGUUCAGCUGAUAUAACUAUCCAUGACCUUGAUCCAUGUGGAGAAAAUGAUUUUUUCUUGGAUGAAAGUGGAACAUGUGAAAAUCUCAGUCAGAGCUCUGGAAUUAAUCACUCAAAUGUUUUAAACCAGCAUAGCUCUUUAAAUCUCCCACCAGCCACACUUAUGCAAACAAAUCAUGUGUUAGAGCAUCAUGGCCCUUCAGCUAAUCCGCAGGAUGUAGUGCUUUCACAGCACAACUUACUUACACAACUUGAUCAUACUUCGCAUACACACAUGUCUUUGACACAUCAAAUAAAUCCUCAACUAGGCCAACAUAUUACAAAUAUGAGUCAGAGUGCAACUUCAUUAAAUCAUCAUGUAUCUGCAAUGGUACCUCUACAGCCUCCUCCUCCUCCACCCCCACCACCUGUUUGUCCUGUAGUAAAUGAUCCAAAUCCACAAGUACAGACCAUGUUAGAAUUGCUAGAUCAAGUUUGUACUAAACUGAAAGAAAGAACUACUCGAUCACCACAAAUUUUUAAACCUGCUCUAGGAACAUUUUUGAAAAAUUUAGAAGCAUUAUCUUCUGACUCUUCUCUAGAAUAUGCUCUUUAUUCUUUUGGGAAGUUUUCAAAGCUGGCAACUCCUCUUUUCAAAAGGAAGAUAGUAGAUAAUAAACUUAUUGGUUUGCAAUCUGCUGGUGAGUUGAGGAAGAGGAGGCAGACUCUAAAGUGUUCAAAAAUAGUAAAAAAGUAAUCCUAGAUUCCACAAGUUGUAUCUAUUUUAUGAAAACUUUUAAAUGAAUGUGCAUAAAAUCUGCAUCAUUUUUUAAAAACUGUGAUUAGAAAUUAUUUUAUUUGAUUUUCUCUAAAAUAUAUGUUACCUCAAAUUUGUAUAUUUAUAAUAUAGUAGUUAUUAAUAUUAUUUAUUUUGUACAUAGGCUGAUUGAAAAGUUUUAAAAUUGAUUCUUUUAUUGUCAGAUGACCCUACUUAACCCUUCCCUUUAUUAUUUUGCUUGCUUUUUAGAGUAGAGCCUGUCAUAUUGAUUUUCACUUUUUACAGUGUUUUUUGAACAGUUUACAAACAGUUGGCAAAAGAAUCAGGAAGGAGAAAAAUUUAGUGGUCCGCCGCGUGCUUCGAUGUGUGAUGCCGAUAAAAGGAGAAUAAGAGAAAACGAAAACCACAAAAUGCUAUACACCAAUGAAACAUUGCACCAAUAAAACAUUGUUAAAAACUCCGUUUGUCAUGUUGCAUACCAAAUGUGAUUAGUAUAGGUUUAUAAAGAUUAUAAAACUUUGUAAUCACUUGCUGUGCAGUAGGUGCUAAAAAUCACCACCCUUCUGGUGUAGGCAUAACCAAACAGACAUAACCCUUCAGAAAAACCCCAUAAGAAGAAAUCUGGGGACGAUAGAUCUGGUGACUUCAGAGGCCACAAACCUUUGGAAAUAAUGCGGUCCCCAAAGAAACUCCUGAUCAAAUCCAUACUUUGUUUUGACAUGUGGCAUAUGGCACCAUCAUGCUGAUAAUACGACUCAGUCGGCUCAGGCAAUCUUUGACGUUGCAUAUAGGGAUCUGCACUUUUGGCGUUACCCUGAUCUAACUAUGUAACCAAUUUUCGAUUACAAAAGAGAUUCCAGUAUUGUCAAUAGAGAGAACGUUGUUAUGAGCAAUUAAAGGGGCGAGUGUACAUUUAAGCACUCGGAACUUGGCAAUGAGCUGUGUGAUGUGUGGGGCCCAUGUGAGACAUUGAUCAAGGAUAAUGCCUAGAUAUCGGGCCUGCUUGGUCCAUGGGAUAGGGGUGCUAUACAUGUUGACGUGGAUAUUAUGGUCGAUAUUUCCCUUUUUUGUGAAGAGUAUGGCAUCUGAUUUGUUCGCAAUGAUCUUUAUUUUCCAAGCCGUUAACCAGUGUAUUGAUGUGAUUCUGUAAUAUUUGGAUGACUGAGCCA
This is a messenger RNA of Stegodyphus dumicola, 4245 nucleotides long. RefSeq lists its product as uncharacterized. Gene Ontology annotation, molecular function: zinc ion binding. The record is from RefSeq and is a predicted model, not a curated record. Lineage: Eukaryota; Metazoa; Arthropoda; Arachnida; Araneae; Eresidae.